CAGAUCCUGCCGCGAUAGCGAGGAAGCGGUCUUUUCAGAAAACAGCUAUUACCAAGUCUGAAAAUGUUUCCAAAAGGACGAGAGUAGCUCAUGGACAGAGCACUGAAGUGGCCAUCAGUGCCGAAACACGGGUGCGGGAGUUCCCAGAUGAGCCGCUCUAAUUCUAAAGCGACUGUGGCAAGUAAGUGUGCCUGGCAUGCCAUACACCAUUGUCAGGGAAGAAGAGUAUAAUCGUGUCCCAUAUUGCUACCGCGAGACACAAACAAGGAAAGUCCCGUUUGGAGAGGGAAACUCAGAGGCAGAAGCUGGUCAAGGAGUCCUUCUUGGCGUAUCAGAAACGACUGGGGAAGGCUCUAGCUGACACCGGUCUUAUUGAGGCCAUUAGUUCAGCGAGUCUCUGCUGCGGAUCCAGAUUGUGCGUUCUAUGUUGCAAGCAGGAAUCCCACCUUGCACUCCAGAAUCACACUGGAUCGACUUCCAAUUUCAUGCUCCAACAACCGCAGAACUCCAUGGAGCAGAUGUCUUCCCUUCAUCGUGAGAAAGCGAAGCUAAUUCAACAACAGCUUGUCUUGCUUCUACAUGCUCACAAAUGUCAGCGUCGUGAGACUGUUCCGAACGAACCCCCUUGCAAAAUACCGCAUUGCAGGAUCAUGAAGUUUGUUCUGACCCAUAUGCAAGUCUGCCAGGCUGGUCGGUCUUGUGAAGUUGCACACUGCGCAUCAUCGCGUCAGAUCAUCAACCACUGGAGAAACUGUGCGAAGCCGGACUGUACUGUGUGUAGUUCACUGCGGGCUCCCAAUCGACCUGAUGUUCUGAAUGGCGUGAACUCAACACCGGGCAUGGUGAAUGGACUAAACCCAGCAACAGCUGCUGCCCACAUGAUCAAUGCAAAACAAGGCAUGGGAAUGCUGCCUCUGCCUGGGAAUGGUGUUGGUGCUGCAGGAUCAGCUGGUGCAACGCCACUGCCCGGUAUUUCUAAUCUCGGUCUGCAUAAUGGUUCGGCUAUGUACAACAACUUGCCGAACAAUGGCAUGCUUCCUUCUGGUGGCAAUCACAUCGGUUCAGCUCCUGGUUUUGGCAUACGUGGUGGCAGUCCUGGCCUGCUUCCCAAUUUUGCGUUGCCUACGGGUAAUGUUGGUGCUGGCAAUAUGCAACAGCCAGGUGCCUACCCCAUGGCCAAUAAUGAGCACAGCACUAACCUGGUCAUACAGCAGGUGUCCAGUUUGUUGCAAGUUUGCCCACCUGUGGCGAAUCAACCUUGGCAUGAGAGUUAUCCCAACGCCCGUCGCCAGGAUGUCAUUCGCAAAGUGUUUCAAAAGCUCGCCAUGUCUUUUCCUCAUCUAAACCCUCGGCAUUACCAGCGCAUUGGCCAGUUUUCCAUGAAAAUGGAAGGCAUGCACUUCUCCCAUGCGAAAAGCGAAAUUGAGUAUAUCAGUAUGGUGUCAGCAAAAGUGGAUGCUAACAUACAGUCACAGAUUGCGAAACGCCAGCAGCAACAGCAGCAGCAGCAACAACAGGUGCAGCAGCAGCAGCAAAACGGAGGUCGAGCUAACUCCAUGAAUAUGGACAUUGCAACACAACAGGCAAUGACUACGCAGCAGAUCACUGCAAUGCAGCAGCUGCAACAACAGCAUCAGCGCCAGCUUCUCCACCAGCAACACCAGCAGCGCCUUCAGCAGUUACCCCACCAGCAGCAGCACCAGCACCAGCACCAGCAGCAGCAACAACAACAGCAGCAGCAGAUGGAAGCUCAGCUGAACCAAAGCCAGUCCACAGCACAGCAGUUUCAAUGGCUGACCAAUGCGCCUAACCUCUCAGCUUCUAGCACACCUGUGCUGAACAUAAAUGUCCAAACCGAAGGCGAGACCACAUCUAAUGUAUCGACAACGUCUGCCCCUUCAUCUCAGCCUGUUGCUACUCCAAUUCAGGCUGCAGCGUCCUCGGCUAGCUCUCUGUUUUCCAGCACUAACAUGCUAUCUGCAGCGUCCUCGGCUAGCUCUAUGUUUUCCAGCACUAACAUGUUUUCCAGCACUAACAUGCUAUCUGCAGUAAAUCAGUCGCCAGCAGCUGUCGCUGCAGCGUCGGACAGCACACUUCUUCAACAGUCCGGUGCUGGAGACAUGGAUACUGGCAGUCUUCCGGCCAAUAUGUUUCCAUCUACCACUCCAGAAGCUGACGGAGUUCCAGGCAAGACAUCUAACUCCAUGAAUAUGGACAUUGCAACACAACAGGCAAUGACUGCGCAGCAUAUCACUGCAAUGCAGCAGCUGCAACAACAGCAUCAGCGCCAGCUUCUCCACCAGCAACAGCACCACCAGCAGCAACAACAACAGCAGCAGCAGAUGGAAGCUAAGCUGAACCAAAGCCAGUCCACAGCACAGCAGUUUCAAUGGCUGACCAAUGCGCCUAACCGCUCAGCUUCUAGCACACCCGUGCUGAACAUAAAUGUCCAAACCGAAGGCGAGGCCACAUCUAAUGUAUCGACAACGUCUGCCCCUUCAUCUCAGCCUGUUGCUACUCCAAUUCAGGCUGCAGCGUCCUCGGCUCGCUCUCUGUUUUCCAGCACUAACAUGCUAUCUGCAGUAAAUCAGUCGCCAGCAGCUGUCGCUGCAGCGUCGGACAGCACACUUCUUCAACAGUCCGGUGCUGGAGACAUGGAUACUGGCAGUCUUCCGGCCAAUAUGUUUCCACCUACCACUCCAGAAGCUGACGGAGUUCCAGGCAAGACAUUCGAAAUGUCUGCGGAGAUUGUGCGGGAUACGUUUCUUCCGAUUGUGGAACGACUGGUCACUCAUACUCCAGAUAGCUUACCCUUUCUACAACCCGUCGAUCCGAUUCUUUUGCACUGCCCUGACUAUCCGCAGAUCGUGAAGGAGCCAAUGGAUUUGUCAACUCUGAAACAGAAGCUUGUCGACCUAGAAUUCACCGAUCCGUGGGAAUUCAUUGCGGAUGCCUACAAGAUUGUGGAGAACGCAUGGUUGUAUAAUAAGAGGACCAGCAAAAUUCACAGGCAAGCUACACGACUAACUGAUUUCUUUGAAAAGAUCAUCGAUGAGCCCAUGCAGAAUAUUGGAUUUUGUUGUGGCAAGUCGAGGUUCUACACAGCUCAAGUGCUGUAUUGUGCGUGCAAAUCCUGCGCUAUUCCUCGAGAUGCGGUCUGCUAUGUGUACAAGGGCAUUGAAGCGACAAUUCACUAUUGCAAGAAGUGCUUUAGUGAAGUCAACAAGUCAGUCAAUGUGGGAUCUGAAGGGGACGUAUUGAAAACGAAGUUUCAGGAGAUGAAGAAUAUGGUCAACGACCCUGAGCCCUUUGUGUUUUGUUCGAUUUGCGUGCGGCGUAUGCACAAAGUUUGUGUUGGCUUCCAUCCCUCCAUCUGGAAAAGAGACUAUGAGUGCAAGGAGUGCCUGACAAAGAACAACAAGACUGAACCUGUCAACAAGUUCACUGCUAAAGCACUGCCGCGCAAUGCUCUAGAUACAUACCUUGAGGAGAGAAUCAACGCUUACCUUGCAACUGCUGAUACUAACCGUGAAGCUGGCCACAUUCACAUCCGCGUGCUCUCCAGUAGCAAGCAGACAGUGAAGGUCAAGGAUGCCACCAAAGAAAAGUUUGAUGAGCUAAGUGGCACAUCUUUUCCGGAGGAAUUUCCUUAUGUAGCAAAGGCUGUCUUUGCGUUUGAGGAAAUUGAUGGCGAGGAGAUGUGCUUCUUUGGCAUGCACGUGCAGGAGUUUGAUUCCGACUGUCCCGAGCCUAAUAGUCGGCGUGUAUACCUUUCGUAUCUGGACAGUGUCCAUUUCUUCCGACCAAGGCAUUUGCGUACUCAAGUGUAUCAUGAGCUGCUUGUCGCCUAUAUGGAGUAUGUAGCAAAGCGAGGCUUUGUCACUGCUCACAUUUGGGCAUGCCCUCCUGAGGAAGAUGACGACUACAUUUUCCACUGCCACCCAUCUGAGCAGAAGACACCAAAGCCGAAGCGUCUACAAGAGUGGUACAAGACCAUGCUGGACGGAGCAGUUGCUCAAAAGGCUGUUAUCGAUUAUCGGAAUAUUCACCAGUCUACACUUCAAGAUGGAGUCAGCGUACCCUCCGGUUUGCCAUACUUUGAGGGUGAUUACUGGCCUAACAUGGUUGAGCAGAUCAUCCAGGACAUAAGAAAGGAGGAGGAAGAAGAGAAGAAGAUUGCAGCUGAGGCCGAGCAGAAGAGUGGCAAGAAGGGAUGCUCACGGAAGUCUGGCAACAAGAGCGGGCUGCAGAAGAGCAAGCCAGCACAGAAGAGGGAUGUCGCUGUGCGUGUGCUGACCCUGGUGGAGAAGCACAAAGAUGUGUUCUUCACCAUUCGACUGAUACCUGCGAACAAGGUUGCGGACCUCGAGCCCAUACAGGAUGUGGACGAGCUGCGAAGUGGCGAUCUGAUGGAGGGCCGGGACUCAUUUCUUACCUACUGUCGCGAGAACCGUUUUGAGUUUUCGUCUGUGCGCCGCGCGCGGUACACUACGAUGUGCAUGCUCAUUGAGCUGCACGGCCAGUCCAAUGUCUUCGGCUACUUCUGCAAUAAAUGCUCUGCUGCCAUUAUUGGAAGUCGUUCCCAUUGCACAGUGUGUGAGGAUUAUGACCUGUGUUCUAAGUGCUAUCAGGAACACGGCCAUGAUCACCCGAUGGAGCAGAUCCACAACAUGGUCGGUGGUGAUGAAAGCUUUGAAGGUGCCACGGGAAAAUCUCAGCAACCUAAGAACCAGCGCUGCUACAUCAAGCGGUGUCUGGACAGUCUUGUUCAUGCGUGCCAAUGCUCAGCCCCCGAAGGAACCUGUAGCGAACCGAGUUGUGGCAAAAUGAAGAGAGUAGUUGUCCAUAUCCGCACUUGCAAGCUCAAGUCUAAUGGAAACUGUCAAAUAUGCCGUCAGCUCCUGCUUCUAUGUUGCUAUCACGCUAAGCACUGCAAAUCCUCACCAUGUCCAGUGCCGCUUUGUACGAAUUUCAAGCAACGAAAACAGCAGCGAGCAAUGAAGGGCCGGCAUAUGCAGAAUAUACUUAUGCAGCGCCGGAUGGCAGCCAUGAACAUGGGUGACAGCAGUGCACCCGCAAUUCUGCAGCAGCAGCAGCAGCAACAGUAGCAGACUCCUG
Messenger RNA from Sycon ciliatum, 5118 nucleotides. RefSeq names its product histone acetyltransferase p300-like. The record is from RefSeq and is a predicted model, not a curated record. The transcript is spliced from 24 exons. Gene Ontology annotation, molecular function: transcription coactivator activity; chromatin DNA binding; protein binding. Gene Ontology annotation, cellular component: histone acetyltransferase complex; transcription regulator complex. Gene Ontology annotation, biological process: positive regulation of transcription by RNA polymerase II. Lineage: Eukaryota; Metazoa; Porifera; Calcarea; Leucosolenida; Sycettidae. Bases 510 to 5108 code for a protein of 1532 amino acids.